AUGCCGGGAGAUGACAAUGCUGUUGGAACGGAGACAAAUGAAGACAAGCCAACCACAUCAAAUGCAUCAACCACGGAGGAGCAGACGCCCAACAGUGAGGAGUCGCAUCAAAAUCCGCAACAAAGGAGAGGCGAAGAUGCGGACAAGUAUGCAGCUUCAGUAGCAAAAGUAGCACACGGAGGUGGGAAUGCCAAAAAAGACGAUACAGCUGGUCCUCCGGCUCCCGAGUCUACUCCUCCUCAGCAACCAGUUCCACCUCAACCACCACAACAACAACAAUAUCCCCCACCACCACACCAUUUGCCGCCACAACAUUCAAAUGUGCCGCCUAACAGUUUCGCACCCCCUCCGGGUCAGCUUCCUCCAGGACAACAUCCUCCUCCUCCGGCUCAUCAUCCCUCACAUCCCGGAAUGCCGCCGAUGGAUUGGAGACCUCCACAAGGAUCAGAACACCAGAUGCCCCCGGUUUAUCCGCCAGGAUAUCCUCCAUACGGAAUGCCACCCCGUCAUCAUCCCGGAUAUCCUCCACAUCCAGCUUACUACCCACCACCUGGAGCUCCUUACGGAUAUCCGCCACAAAUGAUGAGGCCGCCUAUGAUGGGACCGGGAGACAUGGUGAGAAUGCCACCAGGACCAACACCUACAGAAUGGGCUGCCCAACAACAAGCACAAGCGGCUGCGGCGGCUCGAGGAGCUCCACCAAAAGAUGGGCCUAACGGAAACCCUGCUACACCCUCGUCUUCUCAACCCAUCCCAUCGCCAUCGGCUUCUUCAAUAGCGGAGGAAUCUUUAGAUGAGAAACCGAGUGGUACAAAAAUGCCACCUCAACCAACACCACAACCUCAACAGAUCAUGUCUCCGAUGCCUCCUCAAACACCUCAUGCACAACUACCAACGCCAAGUUCAUCUGCGACUCCAGCUACUCCAUCAGAAGCACCCAAAGUAUCAGGAAAAGUUCUGAGCAGGGCAGAGUUGCUUGAGAAGCUAGUUGGCCCUGUUAGUCAUCAUAAUCCACCGCAAGUGAUGCACGAGAGAAGAUUGUUCUUCGAACGCCUAAUUGAUUUUUGCGAACGGAGCGGGGACCCAAUCACUAUGGUUCCUCAAGUGUCUAAACAGAGCAUUGACUUACAUCGACUCUACAUUGGUGUAAGAGGGAAAGGAGGAUUUCAGCAAGUGACAAAAGAGAAAUACUGGAAGAAUUUGUGUACCGAAGCUAACCCGGAUUUGGCUGAGUCAUCUGCUGCCGGCUAUCAACUUCGAAAGCACUAUCAAAAGCAUUUACUCAUGUUGGAGUGUCGUGAGACUGGAAAAAAUCCAGAAGACGAGGUUGCGUAUGCGGAUAAGAUGAAACGACAAAGGAAGCGUGAACCGGGAGGUGCAGCAGCAGCAGCGGUAGCUGCCGCCGCCGCCGCUCAACAAGGACCAGAUCAGAAGCCUAUACAAGGAGUUCCAGGUGGAAGUGGGCCUCCACCACCACCGCCUGGACCACCAGGAGCUUAUCCAGAGGCGAUGGAUAAAUGCAUCGCUUCUUUUCUCUUUCCCAAUCAGGUCUCUCUUCAUCGUCAAGUUUGUAACAUUAUAACUCGUUUCAACUCACGUUUGAUCUCAAUAUGCGCGAUGGCACAUGCGUCUACAACUUGGUUUCCACUUCCACAGCAUUCUUCCAAUGCCCCUCUACCACCUCAUCAAAACGGGUAUCUGCAAGUUCCACAAGGCUCAUCAGGACAGCCGUCUCCGGGGGCUACGCCUCAAAGAUCUCCUUCAAAUUAUCCAAUGCACGGAUACCCGAGCGGUUACCCAGCAACACUUCCAUCACAACAACAUAUGUCUCGUAGUGAACAGUUUUAUCGGAGUCGUGGUUUCUUUCCUCCAGGGUAUCCUCCAAUAGGAAACGGAGCACCAGGAGGUCCUCAGUCUGGCCCGCCACAAUAUUCUGGCCAUCCUGGUAUGGAUCCAAACUAUAUGUAUUAUCAGCAGCAUGGAAUGGUACCACCCCAUCCCGGACAUCCUGGAUAUCCACAGAUGAACGCGUUCUCACCUGGACAGUAUCCGGGACACCAAAGGCUGGCAGGAACACCUGGAGGACCACCGCCAGGAGCACAGGCUAUGAGAGCACCGAUGCCUCAGCAUAUGCAGGAAAUGGAUGAACAACAGAGACAGUGGUACGCUCAUCAACAGGCUGCCGCUGCUCAUCACCAUUCGCAGCAGCAAGCAGCUGCCCAAGCUGCUCAAGCGCAAGCCUCUCAAUCCCAACAAUCCUCUACACCUGCAACGUCAACAACUCCAGCACCACAAACGGCUCCAUCCUCGCAAGUAGCUCCAGCCAGUGGCUCCAAUACACAACCAGCGACACCAUCCGCUUCCCACAAGCCUCCAACACCGGCCGGUGCAACUUCCGCUACUUUGCAAGUGGAAUCAGCUCCAACAACUGGUGGCAGUCAAUCAGGAAGUCGUGCCCCAAGUGUAGGUCCCGGAACGAGUGGAACUCCAGAUGGCGCUUCUUUGCCGGGAGUGGAACCACAGCCCGCAGUAAGCAGUGAGACAUCUACACCGGGAGAACCUGGAACAAGUACCCCAGGAGAGACAACUCCGUCUACAAGUGCUGCGCCACCAACUCCAGGCCAACCUCCACAACAUUCGCAAUCUCAAGUACCACCAGGACCGCCAGGACCGCCACAACAUGCGGGAGGUUAUCCAGGAUAUCCGGGAUAUUUGCCACCAGGUUCUAUGAGACCUCCGGCAGGAUUCGCUCCGCCACCAGGGGCUCCGUAUGGAUAUCCAGGAGCACCGCCACCGCAGACUGGGUACCAUCCUCAACAUCCUCAGCAUCCUCAACAUGCGCAGUAUCUCGCUUGGCAACAACAGCAACAGCAACGAUACCAUCAACAACAACAGCAACAGCAAGGACCAUCGGGAUCACAGAGACCGCCAUAUCCGUACCCUUCAGGACCGGUUCCACCAGGCGCUCAACAGAAUAGGCUCCCACCUCCACCGGUUCAAGGUGCACCUUCACCUUCUGGAACAUCUGCAAGCAGCGGGAAACAAGCCAGAUAUGGAACUCCAGUCCCUCCGUCACGAGCCACAGCUCCAACUCCACAACCGCUAACAUCUACAAUGCCUGUCGUUCCUCCGUCUACAUCUAGCCAACCAACAUCCUCUACUGGCAGCUAUCUUGCAAAUACAUUAGCAACACCAGGACCCGCCCAAUUCCCAUCAUCAUCUUCCCAACCAUCUCAGCACACAAUGAGUCAUCAGCAUCAACAUCAAUUCCCACCCGGGUGUAUAGAAGCAACGGCCACUGCACAAGUGCAAUUGAAACGAAGGAAAGUUUAUGCAAGAGAAUUGAUAAACGCAACACCACGACGUCUGAUCAUGUCUCUACGAUCGGGCUUGGAAGUGGAAGCCAUUUGGGCUAUUAACGCGUUGAACGUGCUCCUGUACGAUGACACGAAUCCCCAACCGUCUCUUCAGCAAAUGCCUGGAUUGGUAAAUGUUAUAGUGGAACAUUUAUAUGCGACACUGUCCAUUCUGUUCCCAACGGAAUUCCAUCUAACAGAGCCAGGGAAACCAAUCAUAUUAGACGAUUCUAAGGAGAUUCUUGAUGGAUUGAUAAAAACGGAGCAGAACGGAGGAAUGAAGACAAUGGUUGACAAAAUGCCUGUCGUUCCUCGUAAGGGCAGCGAUAAGACGGCAAAAUUCACUAUGGUAAGUAUGUCACGAAACGGGCUUCAGGUCCAUUUUCGAGAUGAAACGAUUCCAGUAUCGCUACAAAAAAGAGUGACCAGGGAACACACCGACAAGGAUGCUGCAAUGUUCUUAGAUGAAUCUAUCACUUCGAAAUAUGUGGCUGAAAGAAAUUCUAUGGGAUUAGGCGGAGGACUCGCUGAACGAAUAGCAACACGACUACGAGAUAAAUUGCUGCACGAAAAGACACGUCCAAGACCUGUGUUCUCAAAGUACCUUGGUGACGAUGAGACAGAAAAAGACGCGAACUUGGAAGACAAGAUAAUCAAGGAAGAAGUACUAGAAAACGGAAACGAGGUUCUUUUGAUGCGAGGUGCCAAACCAGAAGAGCUCUCAGAUUGCAAGCAUGAAGUGGAGCUAGCUCUGCCUCGUCCAAUAGCACUGUCUCCGAAGAGUAAAGCUAUGGAGGAUCUGGCUCACCGAGCUCUUGCACUUUCCAACAUUCUUCGAGGUUUCUCCUUCGUCCCAGGAAGUGAUGCGUUGAUGGCUAGGAACGAGGCUCUCCUGUUCAUCAUAGGAAGAUUUAUGAGACUGAAUGUGAACGAACGUAAGAUUGUGUCAAAGCGACCAAAAAUUGUUUUGGAUGAGGAUGAGCUGAAAAACGAACCGAAGACUCUUACGGAAGACGAGAAACGUGCGAAAGAAAAGUCUGUAUUGGAUGAUGUCGAUGCGACAAGAGCUCAGAUGAUUGAAACGGCGAAUCAAUUGAGAGAUGAUGCAUUUGUGAUGCUCACUCAUAUGAGUGUUUCGCUAAACUUGUACGAACUGCCUGAUCCAAUCGCUUAUCCAAUUUACGAUGGACUGCUGAGAUGGGCUGUUUCUCGUGUGCCAGAAGCCACCGAUUCAUCUGCACUAGCUCCAGUAUCACCGCGAGAUUACUCUUUGGAAAUCAUGUGCAAGAUGGUUGUAAUCGAACGAAACGUUGACAUGUUCCUAUCAACAGGUUCUUGGUCGAGAGUCGAGCAGUUCGUCCAUAUUUUGUCCAGAUUGCUCACGAUGAAUGAGGAGACUCAUUACCGAGAAUUUGCUAUUGUCAUUCUCAAUGCUCUGUGUAUUGCAUCCGAAGCAGUUUGCUAUAUAUGUGCAAUGGAGACAAAUACGAUUGCCCACCUUAUCCUCUUCAUUGAUUCGGCUGAUCAGAACAUGCACCAAGUUAUGCAGGCUCACGGAAUGGCUGCUCUUCGUGAUAAUCCAGAGCUCAUGGGUACUUCCGUUGGAAUGCUUCGUCGAGCUGCUUCAAUGCUCCGAUUGCUAGUUAAAGUUCCAAAAUCUUAUAAGAUAUACCUCAAACACCAAACACGUCUUCUGCAGUUUACCAUGAGCCAGCUAAUGGACUCGCGUGUUGCUGGCAUGGUUGCUGACACACUCUACGAAAUUCAGGAGUACGUUAAAGAAUUUGGAGAAGAUGUGCCUGAGCCAUUGAAGAUCACUUACUCAGAAGGUAUGGUUUAUUACUCGAGCUUCGGUUCUCAUGCCCUUAUCAAGUUAUUUCCAGGAUAUCAACCGAACCUGAUGGAAGAGAAGGAGGCAACUACUUCCACUGUGGAAAUCGACAAACUGAGCAAUGUAGAAAAGACGGACUCUCCGAAGACGGAAAAUGCGCUGGAGGCAUCCACAACACCGUCGGAUAGUAUUCAGGGGAAUGGGACGGUGGAAUGUGAAACAAAUAGGCCGUCGUCUUCAGAAGAUAUCGUAUCGCCUUAUGAAAAUAAUCAUAAAAACGAAGAGGAAGAUUUGAAAAAAGAUACAGAUGAGGGCGAAUCAUGUGAUGGCUAUGAGUCUGAUUCUCUUCGACUGUCACAAAAAAGGUCUGCUGCAGCUCUCAUUGACGAGGUGAGCCAGUCUCGUUCGCCACCAUCAGCAAAACGAACAUGCUUAUCAAAUGGAUUCGACAAAUCGAAAUCAUCGGUAUCAACAAACGGAACAUUGGUCGAAGCUCAAAACGAUGGUGCAAUGACGACUGCAGUUGCCUAA
Molecule: messenger RNA, 5718 nt
Organism: Caenorhabditis briggsae
Lineage: Eukaryota; Metazoa; Nematoda; Chromadorea; Rhabditida; Rhabditidae
Gene: Cbr-let-526
Product: Protein CBR-LET-526
Exons: 15
Coding region: 1-5718 (1905 amino acids)
Biological process (GO): chromatin remodeling; positive regulation of DNA-templated transcription; regulation of transcription by RNA polymerase II
Cellular component (GO): brahma complex; nBAF complex; SWI/SNF complex
Molecular function (GO): nucleosome binding; DNA binding
Source: RefSeq, a predicted model, not a curated record